GAUAAUCAACUUUGUACAUGUUGCCCGCCCGCUACGUAUUUGUUGAUAGGGCGCAAUCGUUUUUAUUCUUUCUUUACCUACCUACCUACCUGCCUGCCUGCCAACCCACGUUUUCAUCUUUGCGUAUGACUUGAAUACUUUCUUGAGCGACCAUGUUGCUUUGCCAAAAUACUAUUCUCCAGAAAAUCACGGGUUGUAUCAACUGUCAUUCUUCAAUAUUAGAUUUCGGUGGCGCAAAUCGGAGGUGAUCAACUCCUGCACCCUUUUGCAAUAUGCCCGGUCUGCCAUCUUCCGUCGAUCUCGACCAGUGUAUAGAAAGUCUCUACAAGAAAAAUCUCCUCGCCGAAUCGGUGAUUGAAGCAAUCUGCGCGAAAACGAAGGAACUGCUUAUGCAAGAGAGUAAUGUGGUUCACGUGUUGGCACCUGUUACUGUAGUGGGAGAUAUCCAUGGGCAAUUCUUCGAUUUGAUUGAGAUAUUCAAGAUUGGAGGGUUCUGUCCAGAUACCAAUUACUUGUUUCUAGGGGAUUAUGUGGAUAGAGGCAUGUUCAGCGUCGAAACGAUUUCUCUUCUUGUUUGUCUUAAACUACGAUACCCCCAUCGCGUUCAUCUAAUACGAGGAAAUCAUGAGUCGAGGGGAGUCACUCAGUCGUAUGGCUUCUAUACGGAGUGCUCCAGGAAAUAUGGAAAUGCAAAUGUAUGGCAUCAUUUUACGGAUAUGUUCGACUUCCUUACAUUGAGUGUGGUCAUCAAUGAUCAAAUAUUUUGUGUUCACGGAGGUCUCUCUCCUUCAAUACACUCCAUCGAUCAAAUAAAAAUCAUAGACCGUUUCCGCGAAAUCCCCCACGAAGGGCCUAUGGCCGACUUGGUCUGGUCCGACCCCGAUCCCGAGCGCGACGAAUUCUCCCUCUCGCCUCGCGGUGCGGGUUACACGUUCGGCGCGCAAGUUGUGAAGAAAUUCCUCGAAGUAAAUAAGAUGUCGCACAUAUUGCGAGCCCAUCAACUUUGCCAGGAAGGCUACCAGGUUCUCUACGAUGAUCGAUUGAGUACCGUGUGGAGUGCGCCCAAUUACUGCUACCGAUGCGGGAAUAUGGCAAGUGUCCUAGAAGUCAGCGACACUGGGGAGAGGUUCUUCAAUGUAUUUGCUGCCGCGCCGGAAAACGAUCUACACAAGGGGGAAAUGCAGCAAGCCGGGCAGGACAAGACGGCCGAUGGCAGUACUCUGCCAGAUUACUUUUUGUGAUUCAAGAAGAAAGCCGUCAUUUAAACACUAGACCCUAUUUUCUUUCGAUACGCUAUUUUCAAACCAACCACUACUCCCGCCAUUCGACAUCAUGGAGGCAAUUAUUAAAAAAGCAUAUUCGCGACAGCUGAGACAGGUUUCGAGAACCCGCUGUGCGCCAGAUUCUUCUGCCAAGCAGUUGAGAUGCAAAUGAGCAACGACCCUAUCAUUCCAUUGUAUACAAGACACUGCACUCCAAAAACUGCAUUGUGGUCAUGAUAUGCUGUAUGUCAUUUCACACUUACGAAUUGCGUUUUUGUAAAUUCAAAAUUCCAUAGAAAUACGAGAAGAUACCCAUGAAUGGAUGCCAGGGCAGGACCAGUCAUGUAACAUGAUUCUCUUCAUCCAUUUAAACACAUUAGAUACGAAAUACAAUGAGAUA
Messenger RNA from Botrytis cinerea B05.10, 1662 nucleotides. RefSeq lists its product as hypothetical. Bases 273 to 1241 code for a protein of 322 amino acids. Gene Ontology annotation, cellular component: FAR/SIP/STRIPAK complex. NCBI's taxonomy places the organism in Eukaryota, Fungi, Ascomycota, Leotiomycetes, Helotiales, Sclerotiniaceae. The record is from RefSeq and is a predicted model, not a curated record. The transcript is spliced from 4 exons. Gene Ontology annotation, molecular function: protein serine/threonine phosphatase activity. Gene Ontology annotation, biological process: peptidyl-serine dephosphorylation.